This is a messenger RNA of Tympanuchus pallidicinctus (lesser prairie-chicken), 1135 nucleotides long. RefSeq names its product pancreas associated transcription factor 1a (gene PTF1A). Gene Ontology annotation, biological process: developmental process; regulation of transcription by RNA polymerase II. The transcript has 2 exons. Lineage: Eukaryota; Metazoa; Chordata; Aves; Galliformes; Phasianidae. The record is from RefSeq and is a predicted model, not a curated record. Bases 1 to 828 code for a protein of 275 amino acids. Gene Ontology annotation, molecular function: RNA polymerase II transcription regulatory region sequence-specific DNA binding; DNA-binding transcription factor activity, RNA polymerase II-specific; protein dimerization activity.
AUGGACGCGGUGCUGCUGGAGCACUUCCCCGCGGGGCUGGACUCCUUCUCCUCGCCGCCCUACUUCGACGAGGAGGACUUCUUCCCCGAGCCGCCCUCGCGGGAGGCGCUGGGCGCCGACGGGCUGCCGGAGCCCGACGUGGACUUCCUCGGCCGGCAGCUGCACGAGUACUACCGCGACGGCGGGGACCCCGACGGCGGCUAUUGCUGCGAGCCGGCGGCCGCCGCCUUCCCGCCGUCGCCCGCCUCUCCCGGCUUCGCCUACGAGUGCUGCGGGGCGGCGGGCGCGGGGCUGCUGUCGCCGGGGGGGCGGCUCCGGGCGCUGGGCUCGGCCAAGCGGCGGCGGCGGGAGCGCUCCGAGGCGGAGCUGCAGCAGCUGCGGCAGGCAGCCAACGUGCGGGAGCGCCGGCGGAUGCAGUCCAUCAACGACGCCUUCGAGGGGCUGCGCUCGCACAUCCCCACGCUGCCCUACGAAAAGCGGCUCUCCAAGGUGGACACGCUGCGGCUCGCCAUCGGCUACAUCAACUUCCUCAGCGAGCUGGUGCGCUCCGACCUGCCGCUGCGCAGUGCCGGCGGGGACGGCCCCAGCCAGCCCAAGAAAAUCAUCAUCUGCCACCGCGGCACAAGAUCUCCCUCCCCUAGCGACCCCGACUACGGCCUCCCCCCGCUGGCCGGCCACUCGCUGUCGUGGACCGACGAGAAGCAGCUCAAGGAGCAAAACGUCAUCAGGACGGCCAAGGUGUGGACCCCCGAGGACCCGCGGAAGGCGAACGCCAAACCCUCGCUCAGCGACAUCGAGAACGAACCCCCCCUCGGCUUCGUGCCGUGAGGCUGCGCCCCUCCACCCCCGUGCUGCACGGACAGACUUCCACCCCAAGUGUAACUUAAGACUCAGACUCUAAGGCAAUCAACUUUAUUUAUCUAUUUAUUACGGAGUAGACGUAAUGAGGUAGAAUUGUCCGUUCUGAAUGUAUAAUUUAUAUAAUUUAUCGUGAUUUUUUAAAGAUAUGCAAGAUAGGUUUAUCCCACCAGCACCUUUUUUUUUGUUUGUUUGUUUGGAAAAAAAAAAAAAUGCCGGAACCUGUGAAAAUAAUUUAUUUCCACACGCGGACUCUUCCUGUGUCUGUGAAUAAUAA